AUGUUUACUCGCGGCAGGUCCAAAGAGCGAAGCUCCACCAGGAAGGUGACGCCGCCGUCUCCUUCCUAUAUGACAAAUGAGCAGUUCGCCGCCUAUCUCGCAGACCUGCGCAACAACCGCGUAACCCGCCCUCCGCCGCCUCCAAAACAUGAUGCUCUUGGCUUGUCCGUAAUCGGCCGGUCGUCCGCCGGACCCGCUUCAGCUUCAGUAACCACAUUGCCCCAGCAUCGUUAUCACCAACGGACGCAGUCAGAUACAGCCAGUCUGCCCCCAUCUGCCAGCCGCCAAUCUCCUGUCCCCAGCGUCGCCUCAAGAUACUCCACCGUGGCUCGUGGGAAAGAUUACUAUCCCGGUCAGCCAGUGCAACCGUUAAAGCCGUCCGAGGUUGUCCCCAGCGCAACCUACAUUGAGCGUGGUCAACGGUGGAUGGAGAAGGAGGAGGCGUUCUCGCUACGUCGGGCCAUGGAGGAUAUGGAUCUGAAAGACCAGUCCAAGCCGGCCAACGACGGGAACGAGGAGUUGGACGAAGACAAGCGACUCUACAAUGCGGCUCUCGACGAGGCGGCCGAGCUGGUCUGGCAGCAUCAAAACCCUGGGAAGCUGCCCCAGCCCGGAGCCCCUUACCGAUAUCGGCCGCAUCUGCGCAAGGACAGUUACGCACAUGCCCGCACAGCUAGCGUUGGAAAGUACGGAAACGGUGUCGCACCAACGGGCCUUGCCCGAAAUCCCGGUUCGCCCUCAGUGUCUGGCAGCUCUUCUGAAGGUGAUGACCCGGCCGGCCGCCCAUCGUUCGCCUCCUCCCGCCAUACGUCCAGUACGGAGCCUACUAUGGGCGUCGCGGCCCCACCCGGUAACGGCAAAUCCUAUGGCAACAUUGCAACGGGGCAUCGGUCCAUUCAGGGGCCGCGUUCCGGUAGCGGACGAAGGAGGAACACUAGCAGCGACAUGCAGAGGCCAUUCUCGGGUGACCAGAUAUGGGAAGAACCGGACAAUGAAACGUCUGGCCAACCUCAAUCCUUGACGCGGGAUGACACCAUCAGCCCGCUGCGGCCGAAGAGGAGGGAUCCCUUUAACAGACUGCAGUCCGCUCCGAAGACGGCGGCAGGGACGAAAACGAACCCCUUAACCCCCUCGGCCGAAAGGUUGGUCUCCAAAUAUGAGAUACACCGUAACAUGCCGACGCAGUCUCGGAAUCCGCAGUACACUACCAAUUCUAGGCUCCCUGCUUUGCCCGUGCAGCGCGAGAACGUGCCUCGCAAGCACGGCAUGGAAAUCCGCAGCGACGAUAUAAAGCAGGCCACGAGCAUGAGGCUGAAAGACCGCAGCCCCAAGCUUCCCACGCCGUCUGCAGUCAGCGAUAGUCCCGGUCGACCUAUCGUAAGCUUUAGCAAAGAUUGGAAGCCCCCAGGGGAGGCUACUGACGACAAGUCAGAAGAGUCGAAGAUCGGGCGAGGGGGCAACGGGCAGCCGGUGUGCCUCACCCCUGGCAAGGUCCCCCACCAGCAGCCGCGUCAGCAGCAAGCGCCAGCGGUCCCUGCUAUCUCUGUUACGGCGGAUUCUGCACCGUCGACCUCGCCGUCGUCGUCACCCUCCCUCCGCCCGCAACCCCCUCCGCCCGCUAUUCAAGUAGAUUCGCCCUCUGUCCCCGUGAUUGCGGUCUCUGACUCUUCCUCAUCAUGCCCUCCCGCAAUCGUGAUUGAGCCUGACGGCGCCGAUAAGGGUCCCAGCAUUCCUGUUAUUGUGACCCCCGACGAUGAUAACGGCAAUGGCAAUACAAGCAGUGGCUCCCGCCGUCCGCUUCCCACUCCCCAAGCGGGCGCACCUCGCGUCCGGCAGGCAGCACGCCCUCGUGGGCACUGGUCGCCGGCCCCGAACCCCAUCGGCGCUCGGGCUACAGCUCGCUGCCACGAAUGCGGAGACUUCAUCGAAGGCCGCUUCGUAUCUUUGGCCGGUAGCUCGGAGCGGUUCCACCCACAAUGCUUCACGUGCUACGCCUGCGGCACCUCCCUCGAGGCGCUCGAGAUCUCCCCCGAGCCCGACGACCACCGCGCGGCGCGCCUCGACCGCAUUGCCCGCCGCGCUGCUGGCGAGGUGCUGCCCGAGGCGCCCGGACAGACGAUGGCCGAAGACGGCGACGAGCGGCUGCGCUUCUUCUGUCACCUCGACUGGCACGAGCUGUUCGCCCCGCGCUGCAAGCACUGCAAGACGCCCAUCAUGGGCGAGCACGUGGUGGCGCUGGGCGCGCACUGGCACUUUGGCCACUUCUUCUGCGCAGAGUGCGGCGACCCGUUCGAGAAGGGCAUGACGCAUAUCGAAAAGGACGGCUAUGCGUGGUGCGUGUCCUGCCAGACGAAACGCACGGAGCGGAGGGCGCCCAAGUGCCGCAAGUGCAGGACGGCUGUGAUCGGACAGUAUAUUCGCGCCCUGGGUGGCGAGUGGCAUGACGAGUGCUUCCGCUGCGCUACCUGCAAUGGCGGGUUCGACGAUGGGCAAAUCUUUCCCCAGGAGGGCUCAGGAGCGCCGGGUGAGAUGGUGGUGCUGUGCACGAAGUGCAUGGAGAGGAAGUUGAAGGCAUAA
Messenger RNA from Chaetomium strumarium, 2577 nucleotides. RefSeq lists its product as uncharacterized. Lineage: Eukaryota; Fungi; Ascomycota; Sordariomycetes; Sordariales; Chaetomiaceae. Gene Ontology annotation, cellular component: nucleus; Z disc. Bases 1 to 2577 code for a protein of 858 amino acids. The record is from RefSeq and is a predicted model, not a curated record. Gene Ontology annotation, molecular function: transcription coregulator activity. The transcript is spliced from 2 exons.